Cryptococcus amylolentus CBS 6039 is the source of this 2151-nucleotide messenger RNA. RefSeq lists its product as hypothetical. Lineage: Eukaryota; Fungi; Basidiomycota; Tremellomycetes; Tremellales; Cryptococcaceae. Gene Ontology annotation, biological process: TORC2 signaling. Gene Ontology annotation, cellular component: TORC2 complex. The record is from RefSeq and is a predicted model, not a curated record. The transcript has 4 exons. Bases 1 to 2151 code for a protein of 716 amino acids.
AUGUCCCGCCCGAACCCCCUCCGGAAGCCCUCCAACCUCUCCAUUCGCCCGCCCUCCCCGCAACGCCAGAGCUCCAACGGGCCCCCCAUCACGCCUACAAACUUUUCCUACCCCCAGCUGCCCGGCUCGUCACAUCACGCCCUCUACUCGCCCCGCCGCCAGCCUCUGCCGCCUUCUCCCACCCAGUCGAAUGUCUCCUAUGCUUCGUAUGCCAGCUCAGGCAAGGGGUCCUCAGGGGUAGGCACUGAUAUGCCCCCCCCGCUACCGCCGAGGGAUAAGCGGAUGCCUGCCUCGUCGCAAGGUGUACAAGCAAGCCCUUAUAGAGGCAAAGCUGGGGGGUAUGCGAGUAAUGCUGGAGCGUAUGACAACAAGCUUGUAUCCUCGACGCUUUCACAUCUGCCGCCCCUGCCUCCCCUACCACACUCCCCGACACCAUCAAAUACUUCCCAUUCAAUGCGCCCAGCCCCGUCAAUAAACCACAUCCAUGCCUCCCCCCGCCCAUCCCACUCCAAUGCCUCCACCUCCCACCUCGCUUCCAACCAGGCCUCUUCAGGGAUGGUGGUCUUUCCUGACGGCACACCGCUGUCAGAUCAUGCUCAGUACCCGACCACGACGAGCUUGUUGAGUGGGACAGGAGCGCAUGGACAUGAUCUGGGAGUGCUAGGGAUGGGAGGCGGCGGAAAGGCUGAAAGUCUGGCGAUGGCGCAUACAGAUCCAAAUGGGCCUUGGAGUUUGUUGACGGUGCAUGUGUUGCCCUUGUUUGCUGGUAGUGCGAUGAAGACCCCUAUCGAGGAUCUCAACUCUCUAUGUCGCUCCCAUAUCGUUACAACAUCUCAACGGUCGCCUCCAGCCCGCAUCGUCGCCCUGCUCUCCUCCGACCUGCGCGAGUUUAUCGCCUCUGGCAUGUUGACACUUCGGGCCAAGUUUGAGACGCUGGAAGAGGGCAAAAUGGUCAGUCGUGCUGCUGAAGUAUGGAGCUUUUUUUGGACCCAGGUAUUACCAUAUGUGGAAGGUGUAUUCUUGCCCUUCACCCAGCUUCAGAGUGUGCCUACGAACAAUACAUCCUCAACAUCCGCCCCGACCGUGAGAAUCGCAUCUUCACUACCAGCGAUCCCGGUCCGGCAUCUCUUACUAUCAGGCUUCCUUCUCCACAUCCUCCUGCCGCUUCUCCCGCGCCUGAUACCCCUCGUCUACCCUCCUCCACCUCCAUCUCCCUCGCCCUUCAACCACCCAUCCGUCCGCUCUUCGCCUAUGCCUUCUCCAGGAAGCCACUUACGAGCCGUCAACCCCCCGUCAACCCAAGAACUCUCCCGCCUUCUCCAAAUGUCCCUCGUCCUCUCCACCCAGGCCAAGUACACAUCCUUCUUCCCACCCACCUCCAUCCCCAACGCCCAAGAUAGAGAUCGGGAUGAAGAAGUCCGGUCCAAUGUGGAAGGUUUGGGCCAAGCGGUGCGAUGGCAGAAUCGACGGAUGGAGAUGGAAGCUGAAGCUGCUGCUGCUGCUCUUGCCGGUGGCGGGAGCGAGUCGACGCCUAAUAGCGCUGGCACUACCAAGCCCAGCGUAUACUCCAACCCCUCCGCCCGUAACUCGCUCAACUUGCAGCGCAAACCAUCUUUGCCCGGGGGCGGCAUCAGUGGGCGACACAGGAGACGAGGCUGGCGAGCGUCGAGCUAUAUGGGCCAACUUGGUCCGGGCGGGAUCGGCGAGUGGGGGCAGAACCAUAUGGGCGGGCCGAAAGCUGGCACCAUGUCGAGGCAGGGUAGCGGGUACGCGCAUGGGUACGGGUACCCGGUCGAAGACGACGACGACGAAGAUAUCACCCCUUCGCAGACUGUCCCCGGCCAAGGACCGCAUGCUGCUUCGUCGCGCACCGUCUCUGGGCGUGAACGGACGGCGACGACAGAUUCUGCGUCGGCGUAUUCGUAUCAUAUCACUGGAAGUAUGAUGUCUGCUCAGACGGGGAUGACGAGUUUGGCGGGACAGUCGACUGCGACGGGGUCGACUUUGACGGCGCCGACCAUUACGGGCGGAGAGAGUUUGGCGAGCUAUGGGGAGACGCCGACACCUUUGGCGGGUGGGGUUUUGAGGGGAAAUAAUGGGGGGAGGGAGAAUAUGGUUUAUGGGCGGCCGGCGGGCUUGAGGACGGAAUAG